Nematolebias whitei (Rio pearlfish) is the source of this 862-nucleotide messenger RNA. Its product is annotated as T-cell ecto-ADP-ribosyltransferase 1. Lineage: Eukaryota; Metazoa; Chordata; Actinopteri; Cyprinodontiformes; Rivulidae. The record is from RefSeq and is a predicted model, not a curated record. Gene Ontology annotation, molecular function: NAD+ poly-ADP-ribosyltransferase activity; NAD+-protein-arginine ADP-ribosyltransferase activity. Bases 83 to 862 code for a protein of 259 amino acids. The transcript is spliced from 2 exons.
AAUUAUUUUGACACUUGUUACCUAUUUUGAGUCAUUUUAAGUCAUAAUCUGUAGUAAACCUUUGAUUCUAACAGUGACAGAGAUGCGGAUCUUCACUCCGCUCUGUUUCCACCUGUGCUGGAUGCUGACUCUAGACCUCAUGCCGAUAACUUGCAGUACCAUCCAGUUGGGCAUGGUUGAAGAAUCCGUUGACGACAUGUACGAUGGCUGCAGUGAUAAAAUGAAGAACGUCCUCGACCAGAACUUCUCCAAAGAACGAAAGCACGUCGGCUGGACAACAAGCAACAGAUGUGCAGAGGACAAAUUAAAAGAAAGAAGUCCAGAGGACAUGGCUCUGACUAAAGAUCACCUGCAGGCUAUCUGUAUGUACACAGGCUAUGUUGGGUAUAAUGAGAUCAAUAAGGCCAUCAGGGAACAAAAAAACACAUACGGUACAUCAUUCCAGUUCCACAUUUUUCAUUUCUUUCUGACUACAGCCAUACAAAUCCUAAAACUUAAUCAAAACUGUCACACCACUUAUAGAAGAACUCCAGAUAAAUACGAAGGUCAAGUUGGCCAGACAAUCCGGUUUGGUUAUUUUGCUUCCAGCUCCAUUGAUUCAGACUUGACUCAGUUUGGUAAAGAGACCUGCUUUAAAAUUACAACCUGUUUAGGUGCAAAUCUGAAACAUUAUCCAACGCGUGAAGAAGCUGAGAGUGAAAUUCUUAUCCCACCGUAUGAGACGUUCACCAUCAAAGAAAAACUCUCAAAAAAGGAAGCACCUGCAGGUCUGACUGACUGUGAGAGGGUUUAUGUCUUGGAGAAUAAAGGAUACCAGAGCAAUCUGAACUGCAAGCUGGUUGGAAAGCUCUGUCUGCAUUGA